AUGAAACACCUUCUUCCUCAAUUCCCUUCCAUCCUGGCCAUCUAUUGCUUCUGCCUGCUACAGAAUCUCUCUUCAGGAUAUCCUCAACCUUUAGAUGAUUCUCCAGAUCGCUUGGAUAUUGUGCAGCUUGAGCGACUGGCAUAUUGGGCAACUCUUUCUAGGCAACCUAAGGAUAAUCAAGGCAUGUACAAAAGGUUUUUAUUUCACUACUCCAGAACUCAGGAGCCAACACAUGCAGUUAAAACUGGGUUCCCUCCUGUGCACCCUUUAAUGCGCCUGGCUGCCAAACUCGCCAAUGGAAGGAUGAAAAGAUUUCUACAGCACGAUUCGAGGGUUGUGGCACUUGACUUUACCAAGAAGGAUCACGGUGCUACCUGGGGACGGCCAUUUUUUCUUUUCAGGCCAAGGAAUGGAAGAAACACUGAGGUUAACACCCAGUAG
Molecule: messenger RNA, 441 nt
Organism: Pteronotus mesoamericanus
Lineage: Eukaryota; Metazoa; Chordata; Mammalia; Chiroptera; Mormoopidae
Gene: NMS
Product: neuromedin S
Exons: 9
Coding region: 1-441 (146 amino acids)
Source: RefSeq, a predicted model, not a curated record